Messenger RNA from Phyllostomus hastatus (greater spear-nosed bat), 2800 nucleotides. RefSeq names its product cytidine and dCMP deaminase domain containing 1 (gene CDADC1). Gene Ontology annotation, cellular component: cytoplasm. The coding region runs from base 110 to 1549 and encodes 479 amino acids. The record is from RefSeq and is a predicted model, not a curated record. Gene Ontology annotation, molecular function: dCMP deaminase activity; zinc ion binding. The transcript is spliced from 10 exons. Gene Ontology annotation, biological process: dUMP biosynthetic process; dTMP biosynthetic process. NCBI's taxonomy places the organism in Eukaryota, Metazoa, Chordata, Mammalia, Chiroptera, Phyllostomidae.
GGCUCCUGCUAUACAGCACCUCGGAGGAGGAGGGAGGUGGAGCUUCUGGGACAUAGAUCAUGCCUAAUAGCGAGAGGUUUUCUGGGCUGCAGGGACCGCUAGGUUUGGGAUGAAAGAAGCAGGGCAGAUGCAAGAUCUGGAGAGCGCGGGGCCCGGGCGGUCAGUCAGCACCCAGACUGACAGCAUGAUCGGUCAAAUACCAAGGCUUUCUAAAGUUAACCUUUUCACUCUGCUCAGUCUCUGGAUGGAGCUCUUCCCAGCAGUAGAAGCUCGAAGACAAAAAUCUCAGGUGAAGAAAACUGGUCUUGUGGUGGUGAAAAACAUGAAAAUUAUUGAUCUUCACUGUUCGAGUGAAGAUUUACAUGCUGGGAAAAUUGCUCUUAUAAAACAUGGGUCAAGGCUGAAAAACUGUGAUCUUUAUUUUUCUAGAAAACCAUGUUCUGCUUGUUUGAAAAUGAUCGUAAAUGCUGGAGUUAACCGAAUUUCAUAUUGGCCUGCUGAUCCAGAAAUAAGUUUGCUUUCUGAGGCUUGUAGUUCUGAAGAUGCAAAGUUAGAUGCCAAAGCAGUGGAAAGAUUGAAAUCGAACAGUAGGGCCCAUGUGUGUGUCUUGCUUCAGCCUUUGGUGUGCUAUAUGAUGCAGUUUGUAGAGGAAACCUCUUACAAAUGUGAUUUUAUUCAAAAAAUUGCAAAGGCAUUCCCAGAUGCUAACACUGACUUUUAUUCUGAAUGUAGACAAGAAAGAGUAAAAGAAUAUGAAAUGUUAUUUUUGAUUUCAAAUGAAGAACUACAUAAGCAGAUACUAAUGACUAUAGGUUUGGAAAAUCUAUGUGAAAAUCCAUACUUUAGCAAUCUAAGGCAAAACAUGAAAGACCUUAUCCUGCUUUUGGCUACAGUAGCUUCCAGUGUGCCUAACUUUAAACACUAUGGAUUUUAUUGUGACAAUCCUGAACAGAUUAAUGAAAUUCACAAUCAGUGUUUGCCACAAGAAAUUGCAAGACACUGCAUGGUUCAGGCCAGGUUAUUGGCAUAUCGAACUGAGGAUCAUAAAAUAGGAGUUGGAGCAGUAAUUUGGGCAGAAAGAAAAUCUGAAAAUUGUGAUGGGACAGGUAUGAUGUACUUCAUAGGAUGUGGUUAUAAUGCUUUUCCUGUUGGAUCUGAGUAUGCUGACUUCCCCAAUAUGGAUGACAAACAGAAAGACAGAGAAAUAAGGAAAUUUAGAUACAUUGUCCAUGCGGAACAGAAUGCCUUGACAUUUAGGUGUCAAGAAAUAAAACCAGAAGAAAAAAGUAUGAUUUUUGUGACAAAAUGCCCAUGUGAUGAGUGUGUACCUUUAAUUAAAGGUGCAGGCAUAAAACAAAUCUAUACAGGGGAUAUAGAUGUUGGAAAAAAGAAGGCAGACAUCUCUUACAUGCGAUUUGGAGAACUUCAGGGUAUUAGCAAAUUUACAUGGCAACUGAAUCCAUCAGGAAGUUGUGUUCUUGAACAAAACGAGCCUGAAAGCAAAGAGACCUGUUGUGAUAGAUUACAUAAAUUGAUCUUUCAAUGUUGAACCAGUCUUGCAUACCUGGGAUAAAUCCCACUUGAUUGUGAUGGUGUGAUGAGACCCAUCCCUCUGAAUGAAGAGCUGCACCAGAACAAGAAGCUUUGUCUUGGAAACCACUAAGAAGUCCCAUCUAAAUUGGAGGGAAGACUUCAAGAAGUUUUAUUACACUUUUAAAAGUCAGCCUUGUUAACUCAGAAAAUAAGGGUGGAUUUUGUAAAUAGUUGAAAUUUUAAGAAAGCUAAUUUAUUACUAGUAUAUGAAUGAUGUUAAUGAAAAUAUUUUUAUUUGCGAUAUAUUUGUUUUUCAAAAUAUAAAACUAUGCUCUUUUAUUAUACUAAAUGGGGUAGUGGUGAUUUAAUGAGACCAAUUUAAUUGCCCAGAGGGGUUGAUUUCUCCCUCUGUUUGCUUUAUAUUAGCCAGUUCACUGGAGGUCACAUUUCAGCAGAGAAAUGCACAUAUUUUAAGAAAUAUUAAUUCCUUUGGAUUAUGACAGGGACAGUUAGUAAACUGCUCUAGGAAUGUAAAUAACAACUUUGCCAUUUUUAAGAAUCAAUGUAUAGAUCACCAGAAGUUCACAGUUAUACCCAAAGCUUUCUAAUAACCAGAACUGAUUUAAGAUUGAAUCAUAAAAAUGAAGUUGGUGGAACUAGUCUGCAUUAUUAAAAGUAUAUUUUUAAAAGGUUAUUUUUAUUAAGUUGAUAUGUGGAAAUCAUAAUGAUUUGUUUGACUAUGAUAUUGUAUCACUAAUUUGGGAUAGCAAUGGGAAAAGAUUAUUCUGAGACAGUAUUAGUAUUUCAUAGCACUUACUCCUGAAAUCACUAACAAUGAAUCUUUUUUUAAAGCAAAUAUUUCUUUAUUUUAUUUUACUUUAUUUAUUUUUAGAGAGGGAAGGGAGGGAGAAAGAGAGAGAGAGAAACAUCAAUGUGCAGUUGCUGGGGGCCGUGGCCUGCAACCCAGGUGUGUGGCCUGACUGGGAAUCGAACCUGUGACACUUUGGUUCACAGCCCGCGCUCAAUCCACUGAGCUACGCCAGCCAGGGCUACAGUGAAUCUUAAAUUUGGUUUUGAUCUUAACAGAUGAGAAAUAUUUAGUCUGUAAUAUUGAACCUAACUUUUCAGAAGUCUGUACAUAAUGCUGCCCAUUUUUCCCUCCAUAUAAUUAACAUGAAGUGUCUCAUGGCUUUGAGUGCAAGGCCUUUUAAAAACAUUUGCAAACCUUAAGCAUACUGGAAGUAAACAUUAUGGUAGUUCAGUUACA